AAACUGCAAUUUCAUUUCAUGGCGACACUAGAUUGGACUUCACCGUCCUCCUCCGUUGCCUCCACAAGCACUGGAUCUUCUAGUUACGAUGUGUUUCUCAACUUUAGGGGCAAAGAUACUCGCAAUAAUUUCACUGGUUUCCUUAACUUAGUUCUGAAAGACAGAGGAAUCAAUGUCUUUAUUGAUAGUGAAAAUUUGUGGACUGGAGAAGCCAUUGGCACUUCCCUCCUUAGAGCCAUCGAGGGCUCCAAAAUCUCUAUCCCUGUCUUCUCUAAAGAAUAUGCUCAUAGCAAAUGGUGUUUGAUGGAACUUAAUCAGAUAGUUCAUUGCUACAGAUCUAAGGGUCAAAUGAUCCUACCCAUUUUCUUCUUCGUUGAUCCUUCGCAUGUUCGGAAUCAAACAGGAAGUUUUGAAGAAUCAUUUCUGGAACACGAGAAGAAUUUCGAAUCCCCCAUUAUAGGGAGUUGGAGGGAAGCUUUGAAAGUGGUAGGGAAUUUGAAAGGAGUAGUUCUCGACGAAACUAAGAAACCAUCUGAAGCUUUGCCUGCUUUACGAGAUGCUUACACCCCUCCAAGAGGCUGGAACUCAUAUGACUCCUUUUCUUGGAUCAUUUCAGAAGAAGAGUUCCUAGCAAAUGCAAAAGUCAUUGCUAACAGUCUACUUGCUCAUGGAUAUAAGUAUGUUGUGGUUGAUUUCCUCUGGUAUAGAAGGAAUGUGAAUGGUUCUUCAGUUUCAUCACCUGGAUAUGAUGUGAUAGAUGAAUGGGGGAGGGUAAUCCCUGAUCCAGACAGAUGGCCUUCUUCUAAAGGUGGUAAAGGGUUUUCUGAAGUAGCCAAGCAAGUUCAUGCCAUGGGUUUAAAGUUUGGGAUUCAUGUCAUGAGGGGAAUAAGUACACAGGCAGUCAAUGCAAACACACCAAUCUUGGACAUCACAAAGGGAGGUCCUUAUGAGGAGUCUGGUAAACAAUUUAAGGCUCAUGAUAUAGUACGUGGAGACGGGGCUUGUUCUUGGAUGUCACACUGUUUCAUGCUUGUAGAUACAAAUUCAGGAGCUGGAAAAGCCUUUUUGAGGUCACUGUAUCACCAAUAUGCCGAAUGGGGCGUGGAUUUCGUAAAGCAUGAUUGCAUUUUUGGUGAUGACUUGGAUGUAGAUGAGAUAAGAACUGUGUCAGAGAUAUUGAGGGAGCUUGACCGCCCCAUCGUGUAUUCCAUCUCUCCAGGAACCCAUGCAACGCCUGCCAUGGCCAAGAAUGUAAAUAGUUUUGUGAACAUUUAUAGGAUAACAGGAGAUGAUUGGGAUAAAUGGGAAGACGUAGAAGCCCAUUUUGAUGUGGCAAGGGACUUUGCUAAUGCUGCCUUGCUAGGACCCAGGGGUUUACAGGGGAAGUCAUGGCCUGACUUAGAUAUGCUACCACUUGGGUGGGUUACUGAUCCAGGUGUCAAAGAAGGUCCACAUAGACUAUCUAAUCUCAGUCCAGAUGAGCAAAGAACUCAGGUGACUCUAUGGUCUAUGGCCAAAUCUCCUCUCAUGUUUGGGGGUGAUGUAAGGCAAAUUGACAUGAGCACAUACAAUCUCAUCACAAACCCUGUAUUAUUGGAAAUAAAUUCUUUUAGCAAAAACAACAUGGAGUUUCCUUUCAUCUUUGGCACAAAAGUUCAAAGUGACAAAGGGUUUCUCACCAUUCAAUCUACAAGUCCGAAGAAUGAAACAGUAUUGGAUACAGCUAAAGAUGCUAUACUUUCAGAUUAUGUUGCAACCAACAUUGCUCGAUCUUGGAUUGCAGUAGGAAGAAAAGGAGAGAUAUAUCUUUCCUUCUUCAACCUAAGCCCUGACAGAAUGGCAAUAUUUACAAAUAUAGCGGAAUUUCGUAAGAGGCUUCCUGGUAGAGACUGGGGCGACGCUUCAUGCAGAAUUAAGGAAAUAUUUAGUGGGAAAGAUUAUGGUUUAGUCAAAACAGUAUCACAAGUGGUUGAGACCCAUUCUUGUGCUUUAUUUGUGUUGAACUGUUAUUAA
This is a messenger RNA of Telopea speciosissima, 2013 nucleotides long. Its product is annotated as probable alpha-galactosidase B. Gene Ontology annotation, biological process: carbohydrate metabolic process; signal transduction. Gene Ontology annotation, molecular function: hydrolase activity, hydrolyzing O-glycosyl compounds. Bases 19 to 2013 code for a protein of 664 amino acids. The transcript is spliced from 12 exons. Lineage: Eukaryota; Viridiplantae; Streptophyta; Magnoliopsida; Proteales; Proteaceae. The record is from RefSeq and is a predicted model, not a curated record.